This is a messenger RNA of Elaeis guineensis (African oil palm), 871 nucleotides long. The record is from RefSeq and is a predicted model, not a curated record. Lineage: Eukaryota; Viridiplantae; Streptophyta; Magnoliopsida; Arecales; Arecaceae.
AAGGAGGAACUCCUGCGGACCAGGCCCGCCGGGGCCGGAGGUUCCGGCCGGGGACCGUGGCCCUCCGUGAGAUCCGGAAGCUGCAGAGGACUUGGAAGCUGCUGAUCCCCUUCGCACCCUUCGUCAGACUUGUAAAGGAGAUUACUAGCUUCUAUUCAAGAGAUGUGUCUCGAUGGACAGCUGAAGCUCUGUUUGCAAUUCAAGAGGCCACAGAAUGUUAUAUCCAUGGGCUAUUUGAAGAUGCAAAUCUAUGUGCAAUUCAUGCCAAACGUGUUACUCUUAGCAAUACACGAGCAACGGUCUCUCUGAUGUUUCUGAUGGCAAGAUCCCACCAGCAGUGGAGGGUAACGAGCCAAAUAGUCACAUCUGCCACCAGGAUUGGAGAUUACAGCAGCAUGUAUGAGAAAAUGUGGAGUACCUCUCUCUCCUUAGAAAUUGCAAAGCAGCUGAAAUUAAAGAAUACUAUUCUUUUUCACAAUCAUUACAAUGUGUCUAUUUCAAAUUUUUGGAAGCAAAUACGAAAAAUACAUGAAGUGGCAAUUUAUACAUACAAAUGUUCAUUGUCUGCAAAUGAAGUUGGAGAGGGUGCCAUGACAUCAACAUGAAGGUCUGCAUGCCUGUUCGGAUGUUGCUGGCUUUGAAACUCAGUGGUGCAAUAAGAUAGUGAUCGAUUCGACUCUUACUGCCACGGCUUCUUUGAUGAUGGUUCUGAUGGUGGCUCCACCUACCAAGCAACCAUGCAGUCAUAUAAACAUAUAUAAUUUAUGAAAUGUCCAAGGCCAGACUGAAUGCUGUGCUGUAGUCUCAUUUUUUGAGCUUGUAAAUUGAUGUUUAAGUUUUGUGUAGUUACAUAAUACGAAACGUUUGUUAG